AAAACUCUGGAAAAACUACGUCCCUUUUCCUAAUAACCUCAAAUUAAUUAGUCCCAAAUAUCUUCACCAUUUUCAUGAAGGACUUUCUAGUAGCCAUCUGCUUAGUUGCAGCCAUAUCUCUAAUCUACUUCACUGCUAAUUUCUCCAAUACGUCGAAGUUGUUUAGCCAUUCAGUUUUUGGUGAAAAUGAAAAUAACACAGAUAAAACAAACGUAUCACACAUUCUGUUUGGCAUUGCAGGGUCCGCCGAAACAUGGAAGAAUCGCUCGCGUUACUCUGAACUCUGGUGGAGGCCAAAUGUAACGCGAGGAUUCGUAUGGCUUGAUGAGACGCCCUCGGCCUUGGGAAAUGAGCCCUGGCCGGAGACUUUCCCACCCUAUAGGGUCUCUCAAGACACUUCCGCAUUCAAGUACACUUGCUCGGACGGUAACAGGUCAGCUGUGAGGAUUGCGAGGGUUGUUAAGGAGAGUUUUAAACUAGGCUUCAAGAAUGUGAGGUGGUUCGUCAUGGGAGAUGAUGAUACAGUGUUUUUUACAGAGAAUUUGGUUACAGUUUUGGCUAAAUAUGAUCACAACCAAAUGUAUUAUAUUGGUGGGAAUUCUGAAAGUGUGGAGCAGGACGUAGUAUGUUCCUACAGUAUAGCUUAUGGCGGCGGCGGCUUUGCUAUUAGCUAUCCUCUCGCUGCGGAGCUCGUGAAGAUUUUAGAUGAUUGCAUUAAUCGCUACCAUUACUUGUGUGCUUCUGAUCAGAAGGUUGGUGGGUGUAUGGAUGAGAUUGGCAUUCCUCUUACGAAAGAACUCGGUUUUCAUCAGAUGGAUAUAACAGGAAGCCCGCGAGGGUUUUUGGCAGCACAUCCCUUGGUGCCGUUAGUGUCACUGCACCAUCUGGACAUGGUACAUCCUCUAAUUCCAUUAAUGAGCCAAGUUGACUCUGUGAAUAAGGUGAUUGAGGCUUAUACAAAGGACACGAGUCGGAUGUUGCAGCAGAGUUUGUGCUAUGACCUAAACAGAAACUGGUCAGUAUCAGUGUCGUGGGGAUACUCAGUUCAAUUAUAUCCAUGGUUAAUGAAUGUUAGGGAAUUGGUGACUCCAAUACGGACAUUCCAAACGUUUAAUGGGUUUGAAGAGCCAUUCACAUUCAGUACUCGACCGAAUUAUGUAGAACCGUGUAAAAGGCCUAUUGAGUACUACUUGGAUCAAGUUACUGACAUCCGCAAUGGUGAGACCUUGACCAGUUAUAAUAGGCCUGGUGAUAUUAACAAGCAAUGCGAGAACGAACAGUACAAACCAGCAUUAGCAGUCCGUAUGGUUAAUGUCAAGGCGUCUAUUCUAUCUCCCCGCGUAUGGAGACAGGUACCGCGUCGGCAAUGCUGCGAGGUGAUCAAUGGGGAAGAUGGUUUUGAGAGCGUCUUACAUAUCAGAAUCAGAGGCUGCAAUCAAUGGGAAACAAUAACGCCACCCUUUUACGACAAGUACGGAGAGUUUGCGGACUUUCAAAGAAUGGUGUGAUAAAUGAAUUUGGCUAAAAAAUAUUUCAAUGGCUAUGAAGGAGGGAAUUGAAAUCCUGCUAACCAAUUGUAUGGAACUUGAUUGCCGUGAUUAUGGCCAGAUUUAAUAGCAUAAAGGAAGAUGCAUUAAGUAA
Molecule: messenger RNA, 1641 nt
Organism: Nicotiana attenuata
Lineage: Eukaryota; Viridiplantae; Streptophyta; Magnoliopsida; Solanales; Solanaceae
Exons: 4
Coding region: 75-1508 (477 amino acids)
Molecular function (GO): acetylglucosaminyltransferase activity
Source: RefSeq, a predicted model, not a curated record